UUACGCACAAAACCUGAGAGGGGAAUUCGUUAAAGAGUUUAGUGUUUGGCUUUUUUACUUUCCCUUUGACUUUCCUUUACGGUAAACGCCGCCGGUAUGUUUUCACUCUUGUGCGGAUUGUUGUGUUUCUGUGCGCUUUGCAGCGGUCAGAUAGCGACGAGAGGCCAGCCGGACGAUGGGAAGCGGUACAUCUGCCGGGCUGUACCCAUCAGCGGCGAUUCAAGCUGCCCUGUGACUUUAUUACCAGAGCUGAACGCCGGGAGCCAGGAAGAGGAGCUCAGAAAUACUGUCAUGCAGCUACGAGAGACAAUUUUACAGCAGAAAGAAACGAUUUCCAAACAGAUAGGCACCAUCAACGAGCUGACCACCAAGCUGUCCCUAUGCGCCUCGGCCACCGACGAUAGGAAGUACGACAAGGGGGGUUCCUGGGGCAAAGAAAAGCAAAAUACAAUGGGGGAUGUUCCUAGAGAUCCAAAUGACACAAUUGACAGUCUUGGAAAAACCAUGCAAGGGCUCAAGGACCGGCUGGAGAACUUGGAGCAACAGCAGCUGCGGGCCAACAUAUCCGGCGCCUCCUUCCCCAGUGAGCUCCGCGACAUCUUGCAGCGCCGGCUCGGGGAGCUGGAGAAGCAGCUUUUGAGGAAGGUCAGCAGCCUGGAGGAGGAGAAGAGCAUGCUGUCCAAUGCCACAGCCGCCUACAGGCUGAAGACAGAGAGCACGCUGACCGCCCUGGUGGACAGGAUCAGCGAGCUGGAGAAAGGAGGGGGAGACUUCAAGUCCCCAGAGCAGUUUAAGCUGUCCCUCCCCCAGCGGACCAACUACCUGUACGGCCGCAUCACCAAGAGCCUGCCAGAGAUGUAUGCUUUCACACUCUGCAUGUGGAUCAAGUCCAGCGCCAGUCCUGGCAUAGGGACGCCUUUCUCUUACGGUGUGCCGGGCCAAGCGAAUGAGAUUGUGCUGAUCGAAUGGGGCAAUAACCCAAUAGAGCUGCUCAUUAACGACAAGGUUGCCCAAUUGCCGUUGGAGGUACGUGAUGGAAGGUGGCACCACAUUUGCAUCGCCUGGACCACACGAGACGGCCAAUGGGAUGCUUACCAAGAUGGAGGGAAGCUAGGAACUGGCGACAACCUGGCAGCCUGGCACCCCAUCAAACCCGGGGGGGUCAUCAUUCUUGGGCAGGAGCAGGACGUGGUGGGCGGGCGCUUUGAUGCUGGACAGGCCUUCGUGGGCGAGCUAAGUCAGGUGAACAUUUGGGACCGUGUUCUGAAGCCGGUCGAGAUCCAGUCCAUGGCUAACUGCAGCUCUUAUAUGCCCGGAAAUGUGAUCUCCUGGCUAGCAAGCAACGUUGAAGUUUUUGGGAGGGGAGCGUUCAAGCGGCCCUUGGAGGUGUGUCAGGAUCGACUCCCGAAAGCUUAAAACUCAAAACUCAUCUGUCUACCUGUCUUUAGAUUAGCUGCUGUUUCCAUCCAUUCAGCAAUUUUUUUUAAUUGUCUGCCUUUUGCUGACAGGCAGUUUAUGGACUUUACUUUACACAUUGAUGUGUAACAAUUUUUGUUUUAUCUGCUCUGCACCGAGAGGUAUUUCAGAUUUGGGAUCCAGGUGAGAGGUCAUGUGGAGGGUUAACCCCAUCAUUGAAUGGUGGCCAUUUCAUAUCAUAUGUAUCAUUUCUCUCUUUACCACGACUAAGGUACUUCAAUCCUUCAAUACACCCACCCCCAUUGAAAAAGGUCCCCUCAGGUAUCAGUGCUAAGACAUACAUCCUCAUCCCCACAUAGCCUCCCACACACCCCUCCCUCCUCACUCAAAAGCUUUGAAGUAAUGAAAAUCCACUCUAGUCCGACACAGACGCACGCAUGUUCUGCAACCACUACAAAUACACUGAGGUCCAGACAAGCUGACAGUUUCCGUCGACAUGUGAGUAAGUAUUGCGUGCUGUGGCAGUGAGGAUAGAUUAAAGGUCUGGCUAGUGUUAUGUCUAUUCCUUAACUUGUAAAAGGCUUAGAGCCAGCAUCAACCCCACCUCUGGUCCUGACAUGUAGCUCUUUUGAAGGAGAAUAUUACUGGAAAAGUACAAUUUGGCACUUUAUCUGUAUUAGCGGUUAGUUGGAGCAUGUGUGCAAUAUACUACUAUAGAAAUACUACUGUGGAUUUAGUCUCUGUCAGUCUGUGCAUACAUAAGUGAUACCAGUGAUACUAGUGAGUUUAUCACCGUGCUUUUCUUUCCUUGCCUUUCUCCGUUUCCA
This is a messenger RNA of Anoplopoma fimbria (sablefish), 2243 nucleotides long. It is a transcript of the gene nptx2b, whose product is annotated as neuronal pentraxin IIb. The record is from RefSeq and is a predicted model, not a curated record. The coding region runs from base 97 to 1416 and encodes 439 amino acids. The transcript has 5 exons. NCBI's taxonomy places the organism in Eukaryota, Metazoa, Chordata, Actinopteri, Perciformes, Anoplopomatidae.